CUUGACGAUUGAGAGACUUAAUCUGCACACUUCCAUCAUGACGAUCACCAAAGAGAACCGAACAUUACAGAUUCUCAAUGCCGCAGCUGUAGGCAAAUACGGCGUAAUGGCUGCGAUCGCCUACAACAUCGAACAGCUUACAGCACUCGUUCGUGCAGCAGAAGCCAAACGUUCACCUCUGAUUAUUCAACUUUUUCCAUCCACACUCAAACAACUUCCACUUCUUGCAUUUACCGCUGCCGUAGCUGUAAAGACUGCGACAGUACCACUUUCGUUACACAUCGACCAUGCGCAGAGCGUGGAGCAUAUCCGAGAAAUUAUCGCAACGUUACCGGUAGACUCGGUAAUGGUAGACAUGUCUCAUUACGAUGAAAAAGAGAACCUGGAAAAGACAAAAGUCCUAACGAAAGAGUGCCAUGAUAGAGGCAUAGCAGUGGAAGCCGAAAGUGGGAGGAUAGAAGGUGGCGAAGAUGGUAUCGCGGAUACUGGAGACCUUGAAGCCCUUUUUACUUCCCCUGAAGACGUCGACAACUUCAUCGCAGCUGGAGUUGAUAUUCUCGCCCCUUCGAUUGGCAAUGUGCAUGGCGACUACGGCCCAGGUGGCCCUAAAGAAGGCCAGCUUCAUUACGACCGCCUCGAAUCAAUAGACAAGCAGAUCAACAAGCGCAUCUUGAUAGCUCUACACGGGACUAAUGACUUCCCAGCCGAAGUUAUGCAGCGGUGUAUACGAUCUGGUGCGGUCAAGCUGAACGUCAAUAAGCUGCUGCUGGAGGUUGGGAACGAGGUUUUGAGGAAGAAUGCGGCGAGUAUGCCGUUGGUUAAGUUAAUUGAUGAGCAAAUAAGAGUCAUCCAGGCUGAGACAGAGAGGUGGAUGGAUAUCUGUGGUAGCAGCGGGAAGGCCUAGGGAAACGGUCAUGGGCUGUAAUACAGACUAAUCAAUACAUCUAUUGACAUGAUAAC
Cucurbitaria berberidis CBS 394.84 is the source of this 960-nucleotide messenger RNA. Its product is annotated as fructose-bisphosphate aldolase. Gene Ontology annotation, biological process: carbohydrate metabolic process. Gene Ontology annotation, molecular function: zinc ion binding; aldehyde-lyase activity. The record is from RefSeq and is a predicted model, not a curated record. The transcript is spliced from 3 exons. NCBI's taxonomy places the organism in Eukaryota, Fungi, Ascomycota, Dothideomycetes, Pleosporales, Cucurbitariaceae. The coding region runs from base 38 to 904 and encodes 288 amino acids.